UGUUUUCCAUUUUGCCAAAAUAAAUCUCCCCUGACAAGAUUUAGGACCACUAGCAUUCUUCUCUGGCUCAAAAAGAUAGUUCCAAGAAAAAAAGUUUGCUUUUUUUUCUGUCUCUCUUACACUGUCUUCCCACUGGUAAUAGAGAUCCUUUUUUCCCCUAAUACAGCUGCUUUUGACAAAGGAGAUGAACGAAGACUUGGCAAAAAACCUGUAUUCACUAGUUCUCAGCUAAACAGAUGCAUUACCAAUUCUAUUGAUAUAAGGCACACUUCCUGGAAAGUAAAAGGCAAAGGAGAUUAUUGGGGCAAUUCCUUCACUAACCAGGAUAAAAUGAAAUCUGAUGGAUUAGGAGCAUCUGGACAUACAUCAAGUACCAACAGAAACACCACUAAUAAGACUUCAAAAUAUGAUGAAUUGAAGGGAAAAGAUAGUAAGAAAACAGUUUCCAAGAUUACAAAGGAUUCAAAAACUGGGGAAAAAGUUCCUUCACCAAAGGCUAGAGCUGUCAUAAAGCCAAAAAUAGAAAGUAAUGGAAAUGCUAAGGCUGAAAGUGUGAUUACCAAACAAGAUUCAGAAAGAUCAUCAUCUGCAAGUGGGCAAAAAAAUUCAGGAAGUGGUAAAGGAGUGAAAAAUCAGGAAGGAAAAAGUUCAGGUGCCAGACCUAAAGUACUAACUGGAAGUGCAAGUAUUCAAAUCAAAACAAAGCCAUUGAAAAAAACCACAGGGAAGGAAUCACCCACUCUGGUAACAGGGAUGGGAACUUUCAACAAGUCAGCAAACUCAAGUACAGAUUUACAGAAUUCCAGUGAACAACUGGAUGAACCCAAAGAGGAUAAACCAGUAGAUGAAGGAAAAAACCAUACUGCAGUGAAAACAAAGUCUGCUUUGAAGAUAACCAAUGGAACCACCAACAAAAAAGCUAAUGAACUUGAGACUGUUACAACAAAUAGUGUGACAAAGAAACCCUCUGGAAAAGGAUACAAUGAACAAAGUCCUCAAGCUGUUUUAAAGAAAAAAGGAAAUGUUAGUGGCAAUUCUAUAGCUCAGCAGAAGACAAAGAAUGCACCAGCUCAUGUUGCUAAAAACCAAGAUGCAAAAGGAGAUUCACAAAAUUCAUUAAAAUCUGGAAUGUCUCUGAAACAAAUUGAAGAAAAAAACAUGACAAAAACUUUGACUCAGACAAUACUUUCAGAAAAAAAACCUUCAUCAAAUAAAAAGAGCAUUAAACCAUCACAAACAUCAGCAGUUAAAGCCACUGCAAAAAUAAUAGUACCCAAAAAUCAGAUCCAUUCAAAGAAAAGUGAGACUAUAAGCAGUAAAGACCCAAAACAGAAAAUAGUUGCUGGGCAGCCUACAUUAAAAACACAGUCUUCAACACAAAGACAUUCAAUAAGUGAAUCUCCUGUUGUCCAAAAGAAUGUGCAUAGUCCUGAACACAAAAGUUCAGGACAGAAAUUUGAACAACAUGCUGCUGCUUUUGCAAUUCAGUCACAUGACGACAACAAAUGUAGUUCUGCAAGACAAAGUAAGUGUAAACAAUCUAUGAUAGAAUGUAAUAGAGAAGACCAACUCAUGGCAUCAUGGCAACCUGAUCCAAGAAAAUUAUUGGAUCCUCUUGAAAAUGGGGAAUACAAAGUAGAAAACAAACCUGUUCCUAAGCUGAAUACUCCAAUGCAAAAUAAAAUGGAACCAAAACCAGCUUGUGGAGAUGAAAUUGAAAUUAAGUAUCCAGUAGAGAAAAACAAAGAUGAUGGUAACACAACUGAAUUUCAUUGCUGUGCAGAGCUUAAUAGUAAUUCAUACUCAAUCAUUUGUGAGAAUACAGACCAAAGCCCCCCUACUUCAGCUACAGAAGAAAGAUCAAAAAAGUGCAAAAUUGUCUGUGAUUCAGCUAAAAAAUAUUUGGACUAUUCAGGAAACAGCAAAGUACAUUUAAUACAAGCAGUAGAAGACUAUGCAGAACAAAAUGAUACCUGGAGCACUGAAAUGGGCAUUAAUUACAGAGAAGAUCACUUACCCAGCUUUUCUAAGGUAACAAAUGCCUCUAAUUCAGAACAAGAUGAAAGAAAAUCCUCUAAGACUCAUGUAAAGGGAUGUGCAAGUGCUGAUCAAUCGCCUGAUAAAUCAGUCUUGACCGAAUACAGGUCUGCUACAAUAGACUCAGAUUCUACUUCAAAAUAUUUCACGGGACAAGUUAAAGAAAAAUGUUCACCUAAAGAUACGGAUACUACAGAAACACCAGAAAGCCAUGAAAAUUUAGAAAUUCCUUUUGUCGAUCAUUGGAAUUUGAAUACAGGUGAAUUGGAUCCAAAAGAGAGUCCUGAAUCAGAUACUGGCAGUGCAACAACAUCUUCUGAUGAUAUUAAACCAAGAUCAGAAGACUAUGACGCGGGAGGCUCUCAGGAUGAUGAAGGCUCAAAUGAGAGAGGGAUUUCUAAAUGUAGCACUAUGUUGUGCCAUGAUUUUCUUGGCAGAAGCAGCAGUGACACAAGUACACCUGAAGAAUUAAAAAUCUAUGACAGUAGUUUAAGAAUAGAAGUGAAAAUGAAAAAAGAGGGUUCCGAUCUUUUCCGUGUUAAUUCAACAAGCGAUGAUGAGAUACCAAGAAAAAGACCUGAAGUGUGGUCACAUCAAAGUGUAUUAAGGGGCAAUGCUAGGGAAAGUCAAAACACUACUUUUGGAAAUCCACAAUUUACUCAGGAAGCUGACCAAGUUUCCUCUUCUGCAGAUGAAACAGAAGAUGAAAGAUCUGAAGCAGAAAAUGUAGCAGAAAGCUUUCCUCCAUCAGACCCUCCUACUCAGCCAUUCCAAGGAAUUGUUAAUUUAGCUUUUGAAGAUGCAACAGAGAAUGAUAUUGAAAGUCAAGAGUUUUCUAAAACUAAAAAUUUUAAGAGAUCUGUUUUACUUUCAGUAGAUGAAUGUGAAGAGUUGGGAUCUGAUGAUGGAGAGGCUCAUGGGCCCCAUCAGCUUUCCACAGAUUUCCCUAUUCCUUCUGAUGUUUUUGAUAAUGUAUCUCAUGGAAAGACUUAUUAUUCAAAGUGUUUACUGGAAACUGAAGAUGGAUUCCUGGAGUUCAAACAUCAAGAAAAGGACAGAAGUGAGUGCUUUUUUGUAGCUCCUUUUGGCACAGAAAUCAAAGAAAAAGAUAAUCAGGGUACUUCAAUGACAGAAAAAAAUUGCCCAGAGAAAGUACUCUCAUUACCAGAUACUCAGUGUUUAAUAGAAGAGAAAAAGGUAAAUAGUAAGAAUGAAGAAAUCAGUGAACUUCAGCAGUGCAAUAAACUUUCAGACAAUGACAUGAAGUCUCAAGAAAGACCAUGUCAUUUGGACCUUCAUCAAAGAGAUACUAAUUGUGACAUGCAAAAGAACAGCUCUGCAAAACCUGUCAAACCCUGUAAGAAUCAGUUACUGACUCAAGAAAAUCAAGUGAAAGAGAAUCAGCGAACACCUACUGAGUACACUAAUACUGAUUUACCUGCAGGAGACAUAGAUGAUUGUGACACAUUGGCACAAACCUGCAUGUAUGAGCAUCGACCUUCAAAAACCCUUUCUCCAAUAUAUGAGAUGGAUGUUGGAGAAGCUAUUGAGCAGAGGAUGGAAUCAGAAAGGGACAUUCUAGAUAUGGAUUUUGAAGAUCAGCAAUUUGCAGAACAGGACUGGACUCUUCUCAGGCAAUUGUUAGCUGAGCAGGACUUAAACAUAGAUUUCAAAAACUCUGUUCCUGAAGACCUUAACUUAGCACAAUAUCUUAUCAACCAGACACUAUUUCUGGCACGAGAUGGUUCAGAGCCUCAGGUUAAAUCACACAUUGAUACUUUCAGUAGAUGGACUGAACUAAUGUCGCCACUUGAUGAUUCUUCAGCAAGCAUCACAGUGACAAGCUUUUCCUCUGAUGAUUGUUCUUCUCCUCAGGGGGAAUGGACAAUUCUUGAACUGGAAACCCAUCAUUAAAGUGAUCAAGUGUUUGAAAAUGGACUCCAAACCCUGCCCCAUCUAUUUUUGAUGCAUUCUUUCUAUAUAAUAAUGAAAUACUGCAUCUGUUAAGAACAGCCAAUUCUUGAUACUGACGCAAUCUUUUCAAUAUAUUGAGGUAAAUACUGUUAAUUUAUAACUUAGUUUAGCCACAAUUAGAAUAAUUUUUCAAAGCUGAAAUAGGUGUUUUUCUAAAAUCCACUUUGAGCAUGUAUUUUCUAGCAUUGUUAGAAAAAUUAGAAAACUUUAAAGAAAAAUCUUUGUUUAAACUGCAUCUUCUAACCCAAUUUUUGUCAUCUGUUAAUAUAUUCUUUAUUUGGCAUGGAUUUUAACAUGUGACUGCACAAGAAGUAGUACCAUUCUUUUCCUUUUUUGCUCUUCAUACAGUGACUUGGCAAUUUUUCAACAAUAAAAGAUUGGGUGGUUGUGUUGAAAGGUAUUGUGUUCCAACAGUAAUUUUAAUAUUAGAAAUGUAUACCUGCAUUUACAGAAUGUAAAAAAAAAAAAUUAGAUUCUGUAAAUAUAAGCCUCUUGUUUAAUUUAUUCCCUCUACAUUUAAUAAGUAUAUAUUUGUUUGUUUUGAAAAAUGUCAAUAAUUAUUUUUAAGUUGUCAUUUAUUUAAAUACGGGACUGCAGAGAUGCUAUUGGAAGGAUAGUUUUCUUCUCUUGGGAGCACAAAUACAUCCCCUUACUUUAGUAAAUAAUGGUCUGGUGUCUGAAUCAGAAUGCUAAGCUUGUUGUAAAAUACUGUAUUAAACAGCUCAAACAGUAGAUUCAGUCUGAAGUUUUAGAAGUGGCACUCUUGCCUUCUACACUUUGAAAGUGAACUGAAUUUAAAGUUGUACUUAACUCAAGACAUGUUUGUGCCUCUUCCCUACUGUCUAGUCAUGUCUAGUUUAUCAAGAUUUUAAAAUCCCAUUGUGUGUCUUGUAUCUUUGUGAGAGCAUUAGGAGUCUUGCUGUCUCUUUUAAAUCUCCUGAAUCCUUUAAAAAAUUUCCAUAUGGAGGCCCAGUGUCUUCUCCUCUUUAUUAAGGGAGAACUGGGAAGGAAGUGCUUCUCAACAUGUCUGCUCUGCUCCUUCUGCUGCUAAAAAGAUGGCAGUUAAAUGACAUAAGCAGGGUUUUUGUUUUUUUGUGUUUUUUGGGGGAGGGGCAAGAGAUUAAUAAGGGGGAAUAGUUUCCAGGUGAGGAGUAUUAGACGAUAUUCUUCAUGCCAUACUGAGGCAAAACACAGCAAUAAGAAUGGUCUUUUGUAAACAAUACAAUAUUGAUUCUGCAGAUGCCCUCCUGUUGGUCAUUAACAGGAGACGUGCCUUCAAAUGGGAGUGCUACACUGCAGUAACAAAUUACUAAAAUGGUGACUUUUAAGCCUAACUUGCACUGGUUAUAGCCAAGUAUAAUACAAACAUGUUCUGAACGCUUUUGCACAAUUCUGCCAAUGCACCUUAAUCCUGGUCUGCAGGUAUUCCUGUUGUCUUAAUUCUAUGCUGUUUUAAAUUGUAGAUAACACAAGAUCUGUAGAGAUGUGGCUGAGCAGUGACUGCUGAAUUUCACUUUUGACCUAAUCAGCUUUUGAUCUCAGAUCUCCUGACUUGGAAAGGCUGCUACAUUGAUUUUAGUGUCUGUCAAUACAAUCAGCAUUUUACUGAAGGAGAAUUAUAAAUUGAUAGAGGAAGAAUUUUACCUCAUUUUUAGAGUGUUUAAAAGGGAAGACAUUAAUCUCCCCUUCACAUCUGUGCCCAUGAUUCUUAGAAGGGAGUUCAGCCUUGGCUGCAUGUGCAUCCCCAGCUUUCUUAUCGAGGAUCCUCCCCAAGAGUUUCUAUGAGGAGGCUGUGAUAUCCUAUCCUCAGGUCACAAAGGAAUCAGCAUAAAUACAGCCCGAGUAUGUGCAAGCUCAGGAUUUUAUAUAUUGUAGGCUAUCUUUGCACAUCUGGUGUGUGGAGGGUGGGAGAGUUGCUGCAAUUAGGAGAUCUCCCAAAAGCAGAGCAUCUGAAAGAUCAGGAAAGAGAUCCCAUUUACCUCCUCCAGUUCUAAGAGGAGCACAGACAUUGGAGAAUCUGUGAAUUAAGGGGAAACCACUACUGUCUUCUACUGAAGGGUGAACCCCAUAACUCUAGGAGGUUUCAAAAAACUCAAAAUAGAGAUGAAACUCAGGUUUCUUGUUCCCAGCAUGGUUAUUCCUGUGUAGGAGACAAUAAGGACCAUGGGAAGGUAUAAAAUAAAAACAAUACUUUUUAAAUUUAUGAAGGCUCAAGAGGGUAUUAAUUUUUAUACAAAAUGAAAUGGGAGAAGAAAAGGUAAGAGAUCAGGAGAGUAGACCGAAUGAAAGAGAAGGAUUGUUCUACAUUCUUUCCCCCUUUUUUAUAUUUUGUGUUCUUUAAGUGCAACUCAAAUCUGAAAAGUGACUGAAAAAUUGUGAGUUUCCUUGUGUGUGUGUCAGACUCCCAGAUCAAAUAUGAUUAAAUUAGCAUUAAAAUUUUGUGGGUUUUCCCCUUAAUACCCAGCUCUUAUUUCUCAGGCUAGGAUUUAAAAGUCAAGUUGUAUUAUUUUCUCAGGUCCUCAGUGAUAUAGGUGCAACUUCUUCAUUGGAUUAGAGCAAAUAUAACAGAGUGAAAUUUAGUACAAAAAAAUUGUCAUUCACAAGAGAAUAGAAUCCAGCUCUCAGCCAUUUUAGCUCUGCAAUAGCAGUAAAAAGUAAAAGUAGUGUUCAUUAUUUGUACUACCAUCGUGCCUAGGAGCUCCUAUCAAGGACUGGGACCCCUUUGUCCUAGGUGCUAUACAAACACAGAACAAAAAGAUGGUCUGUGUCUCCAAAGAACUUACAAUAUAAGACAAAAGACAACAGAUAGAGAAAUUCAAGAAAACAAUGAGACCAGAUAAGAAACUUCUGUCUCUGAGAUGGGGAGAAAGAAAAUUGUAGGAGGAGAAAAGGAAGGCAAACUAAGGGGACAGGGAAGGUCAUGUAUUUCAUCAACUUUUUCUUAGAAUACCUUACUGUAGCAUCUGACAUAAUUACAAUAAAGUCAGCAGAUAUGUCUAUGAUACUCACUGGAAAUAGAUCUGAGUAAGAUGGUCCUCCUUUUUAAGUGCUUUGGAGGCAAGUUGUAAAAGAAAACAAUACUGAUGCUGACUGAGAAAUAUGUCCAGUUUGCAAGAUGAUAGUUCUGGGCUGCAUGUGACUUGGCUGUACAUCUUGAAUAAAUGUGGACUGUAUUUUUAUUUUUGAACUCUGCUUCAAAGUUCCAUUAAAUUUUUAAAAUUCCAUAAUUCUGUUUUCCACUGACUUUGGGAUCUGGCCCAGUUAAACUUGUUAUGUAAUAACUUUUUCCAGAAAAUGCAAACAGUAAAUUAAAAGCCUCCUCUAGCUAUACAUACUGCUGGUAGCAUAGACUAUUGUAAACCUUUGACAUAAUGUUGUUGUUAUUCAUUACCAACGUGCUUACUGAAUUUUGUUCUAAAAACAUGUAAAGCUUCUGUUUGAAGGUGUUAGGACUUAUUACUAUGUCUUUCAGCAUUGCUUGCCAUAGAAUAUAAACAAUUAAGAAGACACAGUCUUGCUCCCAUUAAAGUAAAAGGUAAAACUCCCAUUGAUCCCAAUUGGAGCAGAUUCAAGACCUAUAUGACUGAAAUGCAUGUAAUAUAAAUGCUAUUUUUUCCAGUAUAUGUACUGUACAGUUCUAUAUCUCUAGUCUGCUUACUUCCAAUAUUUUACACAUAGGGAUGAAUUAUGGUUAAGAAAAUUUCAGCUUAACUAAGUAUGAUUGUGUAUAUGUUCAUGAUUGGAUGAUUAACCAUUGUACCUGGGUAUAUCACUCUUUUUCCAGCACUAAGCUGAAAUGAAGUGGGGGGGGGGAGGGAGAGGUGGGAGAGAGGAAUUCAGGGCAAGCAGCUCUGUAACAGUGCUGGUGGUAACGCAGAACAAGAGGUGGGAAAUGGGUUUUUUAAAUGACUUCCAUUAUGACUAGAAGCUUUUUAUCACUUGCAGAAAUUUUGUGACUGUUUUCAUGAAUCUCUGUUGUUGAUGACAAGCUGUGCCAAAGGAUUCUACAGCAGAAUUAGAAACACUUCUGUUUAACUGCAGAAAAUUCGGUACCUGCUUACGUUAGUAUCCAGACUCAGGUCAGUUGGGUAGAUCGGUGUAUUUCAGGGAGCUGAAACUGGUGCAUUGGAAUAUGAACUUUGUUAGAGCGAUAAUUAACUUGAAAAUUAAAAAAGAAUUUUAAAAAUCCCACUUCCAACUGAAAAAUGGCUGUGGAACUCAAAAGUAGAUGUAAUACCUGAAACUUUUUUUAAUGCACAAUGGGUCCUUGAUCCUGAUUGGACCCUCUGGGUACCAAUAUAGUAUAACUAUUGAAUAACAAUAAUAACAAAAAUAAUGGAACUGCAUGCUGUAUUCCUGCUCUCCCUGGUUACGGCACAAAUAAGAAAUCUGCCGCCUCACAUGAGCCUAUUGGUGCUUCUACUGUUGCAAAUUCAAAGAUGUAAGAAAUGUAACUUUCAAGGCGGGAAGCUUGAAAACAGCAAGGAUAGAAAUGUUUUCAGAUUCUAUUUCCAUUCCAUUUUCAAAUAUAAAUACGGUCUUGCAGCUCUUGAAAAAAACAUUCAGGCUUCACUUAUUCAAGGGUUUUGUUCUAUAUUUAGUAAGAUUCUUACAUUGAUUUAAGGGGUCAAAAUAGUUUGUGUUAACUUAAAAGGCUGAAAGGGAAGAAAAUACAUGCAUGAUCUAUUCAAUUAAGGCAAUAGGCCAUAUGUACCUCUUGGUGCUUAAAGUUUGUACCCAUCUCACUAUUUAGGCAUAUGAGUGGCCAGAUUUUUUUCAGAAAUGUUGAGCCUUUACAGCUCCCAUUAAAAAUCAGGCCACUUUUAUGUAAAUGCCUAUAUAUGGAGAUGGAUGUCUAGCUUCAGGCACCCAAAAAUGAAACUUUUAGCCAGCGUUACUUGAAAAAAAUUUUCACUUACAUUCUAUGAUUAAUUCCAUAAUGCUGAGUUUGGCAAAGCUGUGGCUGAGCACUGUUUAACAUACUACAUAAUGUCAAGGCUACAGCCCGCUAGUGUUCUUUGAGUGUUUUGUGCUGGCAGACAAAUAUAUGAUUGUCAGACUUGUACUAGAAUAUUAAAUAACAUUGAUUUUGUUUGUUUAUAAAUCUCUGAGGGUAGUACAACAUUCUGACUCAGUACAAUAUCAUCAGUGUAUAUAAUAUUGAUAUGUCAGGGACAGGCCAAUUUAUACAUUAGAUCCAAAGCAGCAGUGUAAAAAUCUCUAUAUUGUUUAUAUUUCAUGCAAUCUUAAAACUAUCAAGUAACCAGCAGUCAUGUCAUAUUCUCAUACUCCAAAGGUCCACUGGUUCAUAAACAAUUUAACUGUGUCAGACCUUUCUACCUUCUACUUUUUUCCUUCCACUUCCUUCUACAUUUUUAAACUGAAAAAUAAAAAAUGUUAAUCCCCAUUUUCUGGACUGUCAUGCUCCAGUUCUUGAUAGAUCUACAUAUAAACUAGGAUGCACUAUGAGAGAAGUACCGUUUCACUUUCAACAGCUUUAAGUCCUAAAAUACCUAAUCACCCAGUGGUUUCUAGUUGUUUGUUUUUUAAGCUAUCAAUCUGAAAACUUGCAUGUUUUCUACGUGUUAGCUUUUUAAAAACAUUUAGCCCUUAUUGUGAUCCUAGGGAUAAGUAUCUGCAUCUCCAAAUGAUGAAUAAUGAAUGUGCACUUCUGUUUCUAAAAUUGCUGUACAGUUUUAGUCCUACAAACCUCCUCCAUCUAUGACACAUGUUGAUGAUAUUUACUGAUAUAAUUUAUGUAUAAAAAGGAAAAUAAUAAACCCUAUAUGUAACUGAAAUGCUGAGUCUUUGUACUUCAUUAAUGAAAGGGUAGCUGGACCCACCUAAUUUUUUUUCUGUAUUGCUGAAGCAUAGAUUUCCUCAAAUUUCAGCUAGUUUGUGGCCCAUGAAUUUUGUUGUUCUGCAAAGGGGGGAAGCACCAUCAUUUCCUGGGUGUUCAUUUUUUGUGUCAUUAUGUAACAAGGUGGAAGAGACAAUGCAAAGAUAAGUGGCCAGGUUUCUAAUGAAAAUGCAUAGAAAGUGGAGAUGGGAG
This is a messenger RNA of Pelodiscus sinensis (Chinese soft-shelled turtle), 10063 nucleotides long. NCBI's taxonomy places the organism in Eukaryota, Metazoa, Chordata, Testudines, Trionychidae. The record is from RefSeq and is a predicted model, not a curated record.